Parastagonospora nodorum SN15 is the source of this 1983-nucleotide messenger RNA. RefSeq lists its product as hypothetical. The record is from RefSeq and is a predicted model, not a curated record. Gene Ontology annotation, cellular component: cytosol; cytoplasm. Bases 1 to 1983 code for a protein of 660 amino acids. NCBI's taxonomy places the organism in Eukaryota, Fungi, Ascomycota, Dothideomycetes, Pleosporales, Phaeosphaeriaceae. The transcript has 5 exons. Gene Ontology annotation, molecular function: glutamine-tRNA ligase activity; ATP binding. Gene Ontology annotation, biological process: glutaminyl-tRNA aminoacylation; translation.
AUGGAGGGUGGUGAAGAGUCGCGUGUGCAAGCUGCGACCCCGCAGUUUGAUGUUGUGGCGCAUGUGGCUGCGCGUUUUGACUCAUGCCCCUCCAUUCCAAACAUUGGAGCCCUUGAGCUGUUUGAGCUUGAGUCUCUAUAUUCCAAUUUCACCAAAGACAUGGCCGACGCACCAGCACCCACAGAGGAGAAAGGGCCCUCCAAGCGCGCCCUUGAGAAAGAGAGGAAGAAGGCAGAGGCCAAAGCAAAAAAGGCAGCACAUGCUCUGCGACCAAAAGAGCAGGCUAAACCCGCAGCCAGCAAAGAGCCCACCAGUAUCUUUUCAGAAGGCUGGCUGAAGCGUGUGUACGAAGAGAAGCCCGCCACAGAAGUUCGCACUCGAUUCCCUCCCGAGCCCAACGGCUACCUUCACAUCGGCCAUGCCAAGGCGAUAGCUGUCGACUUUGGCUUUGCAAAGCAUCACAAUGGCGCCUGUAACCUCCGAUAUGACGACACGAACCCUGAGAAGGAGGAGGAGAAGUACUUCACAAGCAUUUUGGAUAUCGUGAAGUGGCUCGGCUUUGAGCCUGCGAAAGUCACGUAUAGCAGCGACUGCUUCGAUAAGCUGUAUGAGCUGGCGGAAGAGCUCAUCAACAAAGAUGGCGCAUACCGCGGCGGGCCCGACAACCGCGGCGAGCGCUACGGCUGCGACCACCGUUCACGGCCCAUUGAAGAGUCACUUACCGAGUUCCGCGCCAUGCGCGACGGCAAAUACCAGGCUGGAGAGGCGUUUCUGCGCAUGAAGCAGAAACUCACAGACCCCACCGAGGGCAACCCGCAGAUGUGGGAUCUGCCCGCCUACCGCGUCGUCAAGGAGAACCACCACCACCGAACCGGCGACAAGUGGAGAAUCUACCCUACCUACGACUUCACGCACUGCAUUGUCGAUGCUCUAGAGGGCGUCACGCAUUCACUAUGUACCGUUGAAUUUCGCCAAUCUCGCGUCUCAUACGACUGGCUACUGGAGAAACUCGACAUGAAGCUCCCCAAGUCCGACGAAAAGGGCCCUAUGCAGCGCGAAUUCGGCCGUCUGAGUGUUGGCGGCACAAUCCUGUCGAAACGCCGCAUCCUCCAGCUCGUCGAGGGCGUGACCGUCGGCGACAAGAAAAUCCCCCCCUGCGACCCGCGCCUCUUCACCAUGGUCGCCCUGCGCCGCCGCGGCAUCCCCGCUCAGGCCAUGCUCAACUUCGUCGCGGAGCUGGGCGUUACCGACGCGCUGAGUGAGAUUGAGCCGCCGCGCUUCGAGGCGUCGAUUCGCAAGCAUCUCGAGCGCACGGUGCCGCGGCAGAUGCUCGUGCUCGACCCUAUAAAAGUCGUUAUUGAAGAUUUCUCCGCCGAAGAUGAGCAGGAUAUGGUCGUGCCGUAUGAUCCCAAGGGAACCAUCCCAGGCGAGCGCACAGUCAAGUUGGGUGGUGCGGUAUACAUUGACCGCAGCGAUUUCCGCGAAGAAGACGACCCGGACUACUUCCGCCUCGCACCCAACAAGGCCGUCGGGCUGUACAACGUGCCCUUCGCCAUCCGCGCCACGUCGUUCAAGAAAGACGACAACGGCAACGUGACGGAAAUCUCCGCCGUCAAAGUCCCCGCCACCGAGAAGCCAAAAGCAUACAUCCAGUGGGUGGAUGUAGCCAGCAGCAUCCCCGUGACCGCACGGCUGUACAACUCGCUGUUCAACAGCGCGUCGCCGAACACGCUGGAUUGGAAGACGGGCGGCUGGGCGGACGACCUGAACCCCAAUUCUGAAAUCGUGUACGGCAAGGCGGUGAUUGAGAAGGGACUGCGGGAUCUGAUUAAGCAGAACGAGUUGAAUCCGAGUGGGAGUUCAGACGCGCUUGUGCGCUUCCAGGCGCUGCGCACGGCGUAUUUCUGCGUGGAUAUCGAGUCUGCGGAAGACAAGAUUGUGCUGAAUCAGAUCGUGAGCCUGAGGGAGGAUAAGGGGAAAUAG